Messenger RNA from Babesia microti strain RI, 2613 nucleotides. RefSeq names its product Ubiquitin carboxyl-terminal hydrolase. Gene Ontology annotation, molecular function: cysteine-type deubiquitinase activity. Bases 1 to 2613 code for a protein of 870 amino acids. Gene Ontology annotation, biological process: protein deubiquitination. The record is from RefSeq and is a predicted model, not a curated record. Lineage: Eukaryota; Apicomplexa; Aconoidasida; Piroplasmida; Babesiidae. The transcript has 5 exons.
AUGAAUCUAAAUAAUCGUGCAUAUCACGCGGUAGUGAAUGGUUUGGGAACCGCUGCCGAUUCAUCAGUACAUGCUGGAGAAAACAACUAUUAUGGGAAUAACACAUAUACAAAUCCCAAGAGUGAAAGCAUUGACAAUUAUGGCAUAAACCCCGAUCCAUUGCAAAAUGUAGUCAACUCUAAUAUCGUUGCUAGUGUAUAUAAUGAACGAAUGGACGGAUUCGCCAAUAUGGCAGGCUAUCACAUUAAUGAUGAUGCGUACAAUGAUAUUGAUAAACUUACAACCAUGGCCAAUAAUCACUUGCCAAAUCACCUUAUACAAGGCAGUCGCAUAGACUUACAGGUUAACCAGCUCAGCCAAUUACCUAAUCACUAUCCUCAACUCUCACAUCCAAAAUUUUAUUACCAACAGCAUAAUCUUUAUAAGCUUCCAGGCCAUGGUUUGUCACAGCAAUCUGUGUCAGCUGUACAAAGUCUACCUAAUGGAGUACAACCGCAAUUUAUGCGACAAAUGCCAUUCAUUAACCAACACAGUGGAAAUAUUCAUCAGAUACACACAGGGUUUGACCAGAAUUACUAUCACUUACCCCUAAAAUCCAUGAUGAAAUUGGAUCACUCACAAAAAUUCCCCCUUGAUGCUAGGGUCGACUGCCAGCAGUUAAAUGAAACUGAUUCAAAUGUACAAAAGUAUCGUAUUCUACAUCAACAAGAUCCGCAGCAACAGCAAUUUUACCCGUUAAGAGUACAAAACCAACACCAUCUGGCCCAGGUUCAGUAUGACACGGUGCUAGCUUCGUUGCCCUCUAGUGAAGGUCCAAACACCAUUGAACAGGGAAUUAAGAGAAAGCAGAACAUUAAAAUUCUAGAUAUGCUACGGACACUUGCUGAAAUAUUAACUACGUCUGAGAAUGAUUCAUUUCCCAAGGCCUACGAAAUAAUCAACACCCUACGGGAACAUUUAGGCAAUCAAUUUCAAGAUGUAAUUCAUAAUAUACAAUUAAAUACCAAUCCUCUAUGUCAAUCGCUGAUCCACUUACCAUUUAUGCUUUGGGGGACCAACAAUGCCAACUAUUUCUGCGAAUACUGUGUCCUGCUCUUCCUAUUCAAGUCCGAAAAAUUCCUCUCAAAAGUUAUUCCUAGGAUCAACCAGUACCCUAAUAGUUACGAUUCGCAUAACAUAAAACGAAGCAUAAAUGAUGAUAAAGACAAGAAUAUCAAGGGAGGGGUGAAAAAAUCCAAGCCCAAGGGUUACACUCCUGUAAUUGUUCUGGAUUACAAUACUGAGAUGAUCGAAUCGCCCAUCAUAAAGGAAAAUCCCGUAGGCAUGAUAAACAUUGGGGCGGGUUCGUGCUUCCUCAACGCAAUAAUUCAGUGUCUUAGCAAUAUAAAACCAUUUGCCAUAUUCUAUUUGAGGUACAAAGAAACACUUCCAUCAAAGGAAUCUCUGGGCUUUGUAUAUGAAGAUUACAUACAAUCACAGGGAAAAUCCUCAGAUAAUAAAAUUGGGAGGAAGGUGGAUAAGUACCGCAAUUGUACAUCAUUCAAUUGGGAAAUUGCCAUCAUAAUAAACUACUUUUGGCGUUGUCAAACGAAGGCUAUUCGGCCAGAGGCCCUAUUUAAUAAUUGUUCAAAAAUAAUUCCAAAUUUUAAUCCGCGGGAAAUGCAGGAUUGUGAUGAAUACUUACAAAAUUUAUUGAAUCUACUCGAUGCAGAGUUGAUUACUGCUUCUAAAUCUUCUGAAAUAUCCCGUGUGUUGAUGGAGAUGGCAAAUGUACAUAUACCCACAGGAAUAAAUGUUAUUUUUGGCGGAAUGGAACUUGACAACAUAAAAUGUCUCAACUGCAAUACAAUAAAUUCGCGCUUAGUGCCUUAUCGCAUAUUGACGUUACCCAUGACAAAAAUAGCCCAGAUGGAAUCACUUAAGCAUGCAAAUUCCAAGAACAAGGAUAUCACAAAGCUUACAAAAAUUACAAUACAAGAAUGCCUAGAUUUACAUUUUAGCAAGGAUAUGUCACUCUGCGUUUCAGAUGGAGAGGGUUAUGAUUGUAAUGUGUGCAAAUCUAAGCAGAAUGCAGAAAAGUAUUGCAAUUUAGUGGCACAAAAUUUGCCAUAUGUACUAUUUAUCACGCUGAAGCGUUUUGUUUGCGAGAAAGAAACUUACAAGAUAUGGAACCCUGUGGAAUUCAGUGAAAUAUUGGACCUAACCCAAUACAUUGUCGACUAUCGCAAGGCGGAUACGACCAAGGAACCCCGUACCACUACUGCUAAGCGUAUAACAAGAAACAACAUACCUCUUUGUGCCAGGUGUUAUGGUUUGAUGGAAAAUUAUAAAUCUGGAUUUAAAGAUUUCAAGUGCAAAUGUACUGGAUAUUCAACCACAGAUAACAGGGUGCUAUACAAAUUGAUUGGCCAGGUCCAACACGACGGACCUAGUACUCGUCAGGGGCACUAUUACGGUUAUUUUAUGCAUCCUAUUACAGGGGAUUGGUAUAUGGCAGACGAUUUGAACGUGACGAAGCAGGACGAAGUUGUGCUGGCACCUUGCCCGUAUAUCUUGAUAUACCAGAGGAUUUUCACUAAGCAAUUUAAAAUCGAGAUUCCCUCUUUUGUUUAA